AUGCCAAACCCACCUGAGGAGCUGUCGGAGGCAGAGAGUCCCCAGGGCCGCAGCCUUUGGAGGAUUGCUGGAGACCAGGACGAUGCUGAGCCCAAGGCAAAUGAUGAGUCUAUGGAGUCAUCCAUCAGGCAGCAGAUGUUGGGUGUCCAGUGGGAUGCGCUGGGGGAUCUGGCAGAGAUCCUUGAUGCCUGUGGCAGACCACCAGAAGUGAACAAUGCAAACGUUAUGAAUGGGAAAAAGGUGUAUGAACCUGGAGAAGAGGCAGUAUAUUCCUGCCUGCUCGGGUACAGGGGACAUGGUUUCAACAAGCUUGUCUGCCCAAAGGAUGGGGUUUGGAAUAGACCCAAAAUCAACUGUCUGCCAAGAUCUUGUCCUGUGCCAAAAUUGCUGGAAAAUGGAGAAAUGCAUGCAACAGAGUUCACCUUUAGGAAAAAUGUUUACUACAGUUGCAAUGAAGGAUACAUUCUUAAAGGCUUAAACAGCAGCACCUGUCUACAUGAUGGGACAUGGAGUGAUCAGCAACGAUCCUGUGAACCUGUGCAAUGUCCAUACCCAAUUCCACCAGAAAAUGGAAAAGUCCAUUUUCGUACCACAGGCCAGCCUAAUGCCAUUUCUGUCUUUGGGGACAUGAUUUCCUAUGAGUGCAAGGAACGCCUGGCUUUGAUUGGAAAUGAAACAGGCUUCUGCCUAGCCAAUGGAAAAUGGACAAAUGCGCCUCAAUGUAAAGAAGUGAAAUGUGGAAUACCACCAAAAGUGGUAAAUGGAUUUAUGGUAUUUGCAUUCAGACAAAGCUAUAACUAUGGGGACUAUGUUGAUUAUGGCUGUAUUGAAAAUUACAUUUUGGAUGGCUCAAGGAGAAUCUUGUGUGGGAAGACAGGAAACUGGACUGAUAAGCCCAUAUGCCGAGGUCCAUGCAUUAUACCUGUAAGUAGAGCUCGUAUAUUCUACAAUGGGAAGAAGCUCUGGAUAGGUGAUCUACCAAAGAAGAGAGUAUUGCAUAAAGAAAGAGUGGCUUUUUACUGCAAAGACAAAAAGCACAAUUGUGGAUACCCAGUUCUGACUCAGUGCAUAGAUGGUAAAAUUGAAACUCCUUCGUGCUUUGAUGGCGAGGAUUAUGAUUCCUUUGGGGAGUACAACCAGAGCCAUGAACACAGCACUAUGGGCUUUACCCGGGGAGGAGCAAGAUUGAGAAUCCAAUAA
This is a messenger RNA of Carcharodon carcharias (great white shark), 1200 nucleotides long. Its product is annotated as beta-2-glycoprotein 1-like. The coding region runs from base 1 to 1200 and encodes 399 amino acids. Lineage: Eukaryota; Metazoa; Chordata; Chondrichthyes; Lamniformes; Lamnidae. The transcript has 8 exons. The record is from RefSeq and is a predicted model, not a curated record.